GCCAGCGGUCGCCUCCAGCACCGCCCGACGGAUCUGCAGCACAUCCCAACGUCCGCGUCGUCAACCGCCUCCUCUCCCGUCCCCGGAUCCUCCAGCUCGACUCUGCCGCCCAGCUCCACCUCCGGCUUCAUCUGCCUCCCCCACACCGCUGUUCAUCGAGGCAUCGUCUAGCUCGACUUCAGCAAGCAAGCAGGACACCGCCGGCAGCCCUCCACUCCACUAAGUUGGAAAGAAAAUGAGCCAUACGAACAUACAUCCGGUGGAGGUGGAGGUGGAGGGGCCAGCGGGGCUUCCAGUGGGCCCGCAGCCGGCGGUUAGGAUGGAGGACGUGCCAGGGAAGCCUGGGACACUUCUCGGCCUCGUCUUCCGGUGUACACAGUUUGUUUGUGCAGUCAUCACAGUGGCUGUGAUGGCCAGCACCGACCUUACACCUGUCCUCGUCUCCGGAUUUCUUGCUGCAGCUGCCGCUUUGACGUGUCUGUGGAGUUUCCCGCUUGCCAUUGUGGAUUUGCACGCGCUGCUUGUCGGGCGUCGUUUACACAACCCUCGGCUCAUUUGGUUCUUAACUAUUGGAGAUGCGAUCACGGGAGCCCUUCUUUUCACUGCAGCUUGCAUGGCAGGCGGCCUUUCGAGGUUCAUGUGCGAGCCAAGUGACUGUGUUAGAAUCACGACUUCGACAAUAUUUGCAUACUUAUGCCUUGCUGUAGUUUCAUUAUCUUUCUUCCUGAACUUUAGUUCGUUGCCCUGAUCAUAGUGUCUAAAUGGGAAAGAAAUAGCUUUUUUUUGUAAAUAUGAUGAACUCCUAGUUAUUUGCAUAUGGCGACAUUCAUGAAAUGCUACUAUUUAUGAAAAGCUUAAUCUUCCCCUGCUAA
Molecule: messenger RNA, 872 nt
Organism: Lolium rigidum
Lineage: Eukaryota; Viridiplantae; Streptophyta; Magnoliopsida; Poales; Poaceae
Product: CASP-like protein 5A1
Exons: 4
Coding region: 236-748 (170 amino acids)
Cellular component (GO): membrane
Source: RefSeq, a predicted model, not a curated record